Molecule: messenger RNA, 2049 nt
Organism: Ceratotherium simum simum (southern white rhinoceros)
Lineage: Eukaryota; Metazoa; Chordata; Mammalia; Perissodactyla; Rhinocerotidae
Gene: TIGD5
Product: tigger transposable element derived 5
Cellular component (GO): nucleus
Molecular function (GO): DNA binding
Source: RefSeq, a predicted model, not a curated record
GCGCCCGUGCCGCGGCCCCGCGUGGCUGUGAAGAUGGCUUUCCGUAAGGCCUACUCCAUCAAGGACAAGCUGCAGGCCAUCGAGCGCGUCAAGGGCGGCGAGCGGCAGGCCAGCGUGUGCCGCGACUUCGGCGUGCCCGGCGGCACGCUGCGCGGCUGGCUCAAGGACGAGCCCAAGCUGCGCUGGUUCUUGGAGCAGUUGGGCGGCGAGGUGGGCACGCAGCGCAAGAAGAUGCGGCUGGCCAACGAGGAGGAGAUAGACCGCGCCGUCUACUCGUGGUUCCUGGCGCUGCGCCAGCACGGCGUGCCGCUGUCGGGGCCGCUUAUCCAGGCGCAGGCCGAGGCCUUCGCGCGCCAGAUCUACGGGCCCGAGUGCACCUUCAAGGCCAGCCACGGCUGGUUCUGGCGCUGGCAGAAACGCCACGGCAUUUCCAGCCAACGCAUCUACGGCGAGGCCGAGCCCCCGGCCGCGGGCCCCGCGCCCGGCCCGCCAGUCAAGCAGGAGCCCGCGCAGCCCCCCGGCGCCGGCCCCUUGCAGGACCGCGCCCCGGCCCAGCCGCCCCCCGCCGAGGGCGGCUACGGCGACGAGCAGAUCUACAACGCCAACGUCACCGGUCUCUACUGGAAGCUGCUUCCGGAGCAGGCCGCGCCCCUGGGCACGGGGGGCUGCGGCCGGCGCUGGCGGGGCGACCGGGUGACGGUGCUGCUGGCCGCUAACCUGACCGGCAGCCACAAGCUGAAGCCGCUGGUCAUCGGGCAGCUGCCAGACCCGCCCAGCCUGCGCCACCACAACCAGGACAAAUUCCCGGCCUCCUACCGCUACAGCCCCGACGCCUGGCUGAGUCGCCCGCUGCUGCGGGGCUGGUUUUUUGAGGAGUUCGUCCCGGGCGUCAGGCGCUACCUGCGCCGCAGCUGCUUGCAGCAGAAGGCCGUGCUGCUGGUCGCCCACCCGCCCUGCCCGAGCCCUGCGGCCAGGAUACCCACCCUAGAGGAGAGUGAGGAGACCCCCAGGCGGUGUCGGCCUGAGUCCCUCGGCCCCCCGGAGGAGCUGCAGACCCCCGACGGGGCCGUUCGGGUGCUGUUCCUGUCCAAGGGCAGCAGCCGGGCGCACAUCCCUGCCCCGCUGGAGCAGGGGGUGGUGGCCACCUUCAAGCAGCUGUACAAGCGGGAGCUGCUGCGGCUGGCCGUGUCCUGUGCGGGGGGCUCCCCGCUGGACUUCAUGCGCAGCUUCAUGCUCAAAGACAUGCUCUAUCUGGCCGGCCUCUCCUGGGACCUAGUGCAGGCGGGCAGUAUCGAGCGCUGCUGGCUGCUGGGCUUGCGGGCGGCUUUUGAGCCCCGGCCAGCAGAGGAGUGUGCUGGGCAGCUGGCCAGCCAGGCCGAGGAGGCUGCUGAGCACAGCAGGGUGCUCAGUGACCUCACGCACCUGGCAGCCCUGGCCUAUAAGCGCCUGGCACCCGAGGAGGUGGCUGAGUGGCUGCACCUGGACGAUGAUGGGGGGCUGCCCGACAGCGGCAGAGAGGAGGCAGGCCCCGGCCGGCCCCCUGCGCUGGCCCCUGUGGCCCCUCCACCUCCAGCCAGCCUACCGUUUGUCUUGGGGGGUGGAGAGGAGGAGGAGGCCACCGUGCCCACCGCUGGGGAGGCUGUUCGGGGUCUGGAGACGGCUCUGCGGUGGCUGGAGAACCAGGACCCCCGGGAGGUGGGGCCACUGAAGCUGGUUCAGCUGCGCUCACUCAUCAGCAUGGCCCGGAGGCUGGGGGGCAUUGGGCCCUCGCUGGCAGUCCCUGAUGAUGGGGUGUGACCAAGCCUGCCCGAGGGGCCCCCCCAGUGGCCUUUCUUCUGCUGCACUUGGAGGGAGGGGACACACAUGGUCUCCCCAUCUCCCCUCCUCCCCUCUCCUGGGGUGACCCACACCGUGGCUCGGGGUCCUGGGUCAAAGCCCAGCCUGUCUUGGAGGGGCUCUGUUGGUGAAAGGUCAUCCCGCUCCACUGGUCCUGUCUCCUGGGGGGGCUAGAAAAGCCGCCCAGGCUCACGCUCCUCUUCUCUGGGCAAG